Lycium barbarum (goji berry) is the source of this 769-nucleotide messenger RNA. Its product is annotated as GDSL esterase/lipase WDL1-like. The transcript is spliced from 6 exons. The coding region runs from base 38 to 769 and encodes 243 amino acids. Lineage: Eukaryota; Viridiplantae; Streptophyta; Magnoliopsida; Solanales; Solanaceae. The record is from RefSeq and is a predicted model, not a curated record.
CUGUUACUAAGAUCAGAAAAGACACAGAAAAGAAAAAAUGGUAGGACCAAUUCGUCCAUUGUUUUUGCUAUUUGGUUCAUCAAUAGUGCAGUUAAGCUACCAUCUUCAUGGUUGGGGUGCAACGCUCACUUGCCUCUACUCUCGCAAGGCAGAUAUAUCAUUGCGUGGAUAUGCUGGUUGGAACUCAAGGAUGGCUCUUCAAGUUUUGGACAAAGUUUUCCCAAAGGAUGCGGAUAUUAAGCCUUCUCUUGUCAUACUUUAUUUUGGUGGGAAUGAUUCAGUAGAUCCUGAAUUUCCUGGCAGCACACAUGUUCCUCUUGAAGAAUAUGUUGAAAACAUGAAGACAAUUGUACUUCAUAUCAAGAGCCUUUCAGAAAAGACUCGUAUAAUUAUGCUAAGUGCUCCUGCGGUGAACGAGGAACAAAUUGUCCAUUUUUAUGGGGAUAAUCGAGGUAGAACAAAUGAGAGAUCCCGCAUAUACUCUGAAGCUGGUAUUAAAUUAGGCCAAGAAUUAGGCGUCAAGGUUAUUGAUUUUUGGUCAGCACUUCAAGAACGCCCUGAUUGGUUGACUACAGUCUUCUGGGAUGGGAUGCAUUUAACAAAGGAAGGAAGUGACAUUGUGGUGAAGAAAAUAUCCAAGGUACUUACUGAGGCAGAGUGGAAGCCAAGCCUACAUUGGACCAAAAUGGCUGAUGAAUUUUCUGAUAUUAAUAUACCACUUGGUGCUGAUGAGAUGAACCUUGAUUCCUGGCAGAAGGAGUAUGAGUAA